CCUGGUAACCGAUAAAUAAUUAUCAUUAGUGUCUAGGAUCAUAAUGGCUGGAGUGAAGGGAGCUGUCAGUAGCGGGAGCCUUACCUCUAUGGCCAGUUUUAGUGAUGCUAUACCCAGGGAAUAUCACAGGAAAAUAUUAAAGAAGAUUGCACAGCUCACUAAGGUAAUACAUAAUUUGAAUACUAAGCUAGAUGAGAGUGAGAGUCAGUUCCAAUGUCUUAAGGCUCAGCAUCAGAAAGAGCUCCAGCUCAUUGAAGAGGAGAAAUCAGUCAAAACUAAGCUCUGGGAAGAAGAGAGGACACUAGUAGCCAUAUUGCAGACUCAAGUAGCAUCUUUAGAAACACAGAAAGAGAAGCUGGGUCAUGAAAAAGAGGCCUAUAUUGGAGCAAUGGAGAAUAGGCUCCAACAGCAGCAAAGCCAACUAGAGGAGGUCGAGAAGACUCUAUCAGCAACCAAAUCAGAACUAUCUCAUCAGGAGACAGAACUUCGUAAUCUUGAGGCAUUGAGUUCUAAUCUCAGACAUGAGCUUAAAGAUACAAAAGAGAAAGCAGGCGAAGAGAUAGAAGCACUCAAUCAGAAAUGCAGUUUUGUUAUUGAGGCAAAUGAAAAAGCAGUGAAGCAGCUGACUAAUGAUCAUGAGAGAGCCAUGAAAGAUCUUGCCAGCAACAAAGAGAAGGAGCUUUUAGAACUGAGAGAAAGUCUAACAAAGCAAAGAGAUGGCCAGCUCCAGAAUGAAAUGGAGGCAUAUAAACUCUCCUUUGAAAAGUUACGGAGUGAAUUUGCUGAGAAAGAAAGUCAAUUAAACGAGCAGUUGUCUUUCUUAUCCUCUGAUUUGAGUACUGUGAAAGACAACCUUGCUGUUGCAGAACAGAGAAACAGAGACUUGGAAAGAGACUUAGAUAUGAAAGCAAAGUCAAGUCGAACAAUUGAUGAUUUGCUCAAGGAGAAAGAGGAAGAACUGACGAAAGUAAUAAGUGAACUUGGUGUUUUUAAAGAGAAGAGCUCACUAGCAUUGGGAAAAUGCGAGCAACAGAGCGAGGAAAUGAAAUCAAUGGCAGUUCGUAUUGGAGAAUUAGAAGCAGUUCGUGUGAGCCAAGAGCAUGACCUAAGUGACCUUUGUAACAAGCUUAAAGCAAUGUCUGAGAAUUGUGAACUGCUUGAAAUAGAGAAAAUGACCAGUGUCCAGAAUGCAAAGGAGACUGCUGAUGGAGCAAGUCAGAAAAUAAAAAAACUAGAGAAACAACUGGAGUCUGUUGCGCAAGAGAAACGUGAGCUACGUGCUCAGUUUGCUCGUGAGAUAGAGGCGUCUCGGUCUCAACUGACCCAAAGGGAAACAGACCUGGAGGGUAUUCACUUAAAAGAACUUGAAGAAAUGAGAGCGAAACACAUUAAAGAAUUAGAUUCGAUGAUAAAAGAGAAUGAGCAAAGGCUUAUUGAACUUCGCAAACAAUUGGAAAGCCAAAAUUCCUCAGAGCUCAGCAAUCGUGAUCAAAAAUACAGCAAUAGAAUUGCUGAACUAACCGAAACCCUCUCAGGCAAAAUAGCAGAAAUAAGAAGCCUUAGGUCCUCGCAGCAAUCCCUCCUUGAGUCUGUGACAGAGAAAGAAAAACUUUUAGGGUCGUCAAAAUCACGCGUUGAUCAGCUGACAAGAGAUCUCAGUUUCUGUGGUGACAGCCUCUGCUCUGUCAGGGGAGAGAGAGAUGCCUUCAAAGAGAAAAUAAUUCAAUUAGAAUUAUCAAUAGAUGAUCUUAAUCACAAGUUAGCAGCAGCUGCUAAUCGACACAAAGAAGAGGUGUCUGCCACUGAGACAAGAGUGAGAGAGGAAAUGGAGACAUAUUGGUCUUCAAAGUUAAAAGAUGAAUUGUCAUUGUUGCGUAAUGAGCUACAAAGACAGAAUGAAGAGAUAAGUCAAGCUUCACUAAAAAAGAUGGUGGACAUUAAAGACACAGCAUUAAAGGGUGCACAAGAAGUCUGGUCGAAAGAGAAAGAGACUCUGUUACAAAAAAUAGUUGUACUUGAAAAGGAUCUACAUGAUUUACAAUUAUCUUUAAAAACUGCACUUGAUGAAGCAGAGGCUACUGCAGCAGCUCAGGUAUCUCAAUUAAAGAAAGAGUUAGAGUCAGCCAGAGGAAGUGCAAUGACAGCUAUCGAAGGACUAAUGACUAAACAUAAAGAAGAGAUUGAGAGGCUGAAAGAACAACACGAAAUAGACAAGAAGUUACAAGCUGAUGCUAUGUCAGAAUUAAACAGAAAAGAAAUUGAUGAGCUAACUAGGGCCCACAACCUCUCAAUCAUUGCACUGAAGACAAAACUAAACAAAGAGAAAGAAUGGGCACUGUCAGAUCUAGCUCAAUCAUGCAGAGAAAAACGAACAUUGUUUGAACAGAAUUGUAUCUCAGAGCACCAAGAAGCUCUGGUGAAACUUGAAUCAGCAUAUGCAAUACAACUAGAGGAGCAGAAGGAAGAAGCAUCUGUUGCCUUGAAAAAAGCAACAAAAGAAUUUGAGAGUAGUCAGGCAUCACUGAAGACAUUAUCAAAGGAUUGCGAAGGCACAAAGUCGCUCCUUGCAAGAGAGAAAGAGAGAGGAGAGAGACUCAUGAUUGACCUAAAGGAGCUGAAGGCACAGCUUGAAGUCAAGAAACAAGAACUGAUAGCAACAAAAAGAGAAAUGGAGUCACUAAUGAAAUUAAAAGAAGAGUCACUCACUUCCAGUCAUAAAGCUGAGAUUGAAUCAAUGCAUUCACACUACCGGCAUCAGUCUCAGACCUUACUGAGUGACUUUAAGAAAGCAAAGCAAAUCCUAACAGCUAAACUGGAGGAAAAAGAGAGAAGGCUGUAUGAGGCUGAGCAGCGUUUCAUGAAUAGAGAGGCUAGACCAGAGGAUGUUGAGCUGAUCCAGAAGCUAAGGGAGAUGAUUGCUAAGCAGGAUAUGAAGCUAAAGGAAAUAUUAACAGAGAAGAAGAUAUGUGAAAUGGAGCUGGUUAACAGAGAGAAGAACUACAACAAGAUAUUCAACACAUCACCUCUUGUUGGAGUCAUUAACCCACUCCAAGGAAGCCAGGGAAGUCAGCAGAAGAAAUUAAAAGAAGCCACAUCUAUCAGUCAAUCUAGCAUUGGGAGCAGUAGCUUGGUGACAGAAUCGCUUCCGUCACUAACCAUGAGGAGUGGAUCAAGACUUUCUAAACCUAUUGGGUCUCCGAAGAGAACAAAAGAGCAUCAUCAAUUGGAGGAUGUCACCGUUGGUAAACUUAAGUUUCUCUCAUCUUCUGAUGCUCUUCCUGAGCAAAAGGCAAAGAAAGACCUGAGCAGGAGAGUAUCGACGAUUAAUGACAGAAAACUUAGAAACGAAACAACUUCGUCGUUUCCUUCCAAUGCUGGAAUAGUCCGUGUGGCACAAUAAUGAACUAUUAUUAUUAUUAUGUGAAAUCAAUAAUAAAUCAUCAAAAAUCAACUGAAAAAUGCUACACUAUGAUAAAAAGACAAUGAAAAAAAA
Amphimedon queenslandica is the source of this 3493-nucleotide messenger RNA. RefSeq names its product protein FAM184A-like. Lineage: Eukaryota; Metazoa; Porifera; Demospongiae; Haplosclerida; Niphatidae. The transcript has 17 exons. The record is from RefSeq and is a predicted model, not a curated record. Bases 44 to 3400 code for a protein of 1118 amino acids.